CAUCCAUUUCCUCUCCCUGACAAAACUCGCACCUCUACAAAAAUCAUCAUUGUCUUGGUACAUAGUACAUAAAUUCAGAUGUUCAGUAUAUACCUAAAUGUAGGACGCUAACUCACACAGGUAAAUUGAUUCGAAGUUAAAGGGUUCUCAUUUUAAACUGUUAGUUUUCUGGGUCGGAAUCCUUUUGAAGGAUUAAUGGGUAAAGACAUUAAAAAUGACAUGGCAUCGAAAUAUACGGUGUAAUGAAAUGUUUUAAUGUUGUGAAUAUAGUUAGUUUUUGAUGAUUUUGUUUGUUUAUCUAGUUUUAUUAGGGAGAGGAAAUGGGGAGCAGAGAGGGGUUUUUAACGGAGGGGCAGAGGGAGAUGCUUAGAAUAGCUACGGAGAAUGCGGAGGUAAUUUCUACGUUAUCUUCGGCGACAUCGCCCAACGAUACGGGCCUGAGAUCUUCAAGUCGGACGUCAUUUGUGCUGUCCGAGCACCACCAUGUUAAGGCUCCGAAUGGUGGGCAGUCUGCUGCAGCGGGUGGCGUGGCUGUAAGACAUGUGCGCCGCUCACAUUCAGGGAAAUCUAUACGAGUUAAGAAGGAUGGUGCCGGCGGUAAAGGUACCUGGGGAAAACUACUUGAUACUGAUAGUGAAUCUUUUCUUGAUCAUAAUGAUCCCAACUAUGACAGUGGCGAGGAGCCAUAUGAGCUUGUGGGACCAACUGUCUCUGAUCCAUUGGAUGAAUACAAGAAUGCCGUGGUAUCCAUCAUAGAGGAAUACUUCAGCACUGGUGAUGUAGAAGUUGCUGCUGCUUGUCUUAAGGAACUAGGAUCAAGUGAGUAUCAUCCCUACUUUGUUAAACGCCUUGUGUCCAUGGCCAUGGACAGACAUGACAGAGAGAAGGAGAUGGCUUCAGUUCUGCUCUCAACUCUUUAUGCCAAUGUUAUCAACUCAACCCAGAUUCGUCAAGGGUUUUUCAUGCUUCUUGAAUCUGCUGAUGAUCUGUCUGUGGACAUAUUGGAUACCGUUGAUAUCCUUGCUUUAUUCAUUGCUCGAGCGGUGGUUGACGAUAUUCUACCUCCAUCUUUCAUCCCCAAGUCCCGAAAAAUGUUUCCAGAGACCUCCAAGGGAUUUGAGGUGCUGCAAACUUCGGAGAAAAGCUAUCUAUUGGCACCGCAUCAUGCAGAACUUGUCAAGAGGCGAUGGGGUGGUAGUACACAUCUUACCGUUGAAGAAUUGAAGAAAAAGAUAGCAGAGCUUUUAAGGGAAUAUGUAGAAAAUGGAGAUACGUCUGAAGCCUGUAGGUGUAUCAGACAGUUGGGUGUUCCAUUUUUUCAUCAUGAAGUUGUGAAAAGAGCAUUAGUUCUAACAAUGGAGAUAAGUACUGCAGAACCACUCAUCCGGAAGCUACUAAAGGAGGCAGCAGACGAGGGUCUGAUAAGUUCGAGUCAAAUGGUGAAAGGUUUUACUCGGUUAGCUGAGAGCCUUGAUGAUCUUGCCCUUGAUAUUCCUUCUGCAAAGACCUUGUUCCAAACCCUUGUUCCUCAGGCAAUAUCUGAGGGAUGGCUUGAUGCAUCUUACUUACAACCUUUGGGCGAGAAUGGAGAGAAACCCAACAAAAAUGAUGAGAAAUUAUUCCGUUACAAGGAAGAGGUUGUUACCAUUAUUCAUGAGUACUUCCUUUCUGAUGAUAUUCCUGAAUUGAUUCGGAGCUUGGAAGAUCUUGGGACACCCGAGCAUAAUCCAAUUUUUCUCAAGAAGCUGAUCAGUUUAGCCAUGGACAGGAAAAAUAGAGAGAAGGAGAUGGCAUCAGUUUUGCUUUCGGCACUUCACAUCGAGAUCUUCUCGACUGAAGACAUGGUCAGUGGCUUUGUUAUGCUUUUGGAAUCUGCGGAAGAUACUGCACUAGACAUUUUAGAUGCUUCAAAUGAACUCGCCUUUUUCCUGGCAGGGGCUGUUAUAGAUGAUGUCCUCGCUCCCUUGAAUUUUGAAGAGAUUGCAAGUAAGUUGCCAGCAAAUUGUAGCGGAAGUGAAACCGUGCAUAUGGCUCAAUCACUUAUAGCAGCGCGUCAUGGUGGGGAGAGGAUCUUGAGGUGUUGGGGCGGAGGUACAGGCUGGGCAGUGGAGGAUGCGAAGGACAAGAUUCAGAAGCUUCUAGAAGAGUACGAAAGUGGUGGCGUUGCCAGUGAAGCUUGUCAAUGCAUUCGUGAUCUGGGCAUGCCUUUCUUUAAUCACGAGGUGGUGAAGAAAGCUUUGGUUAUGGCAAUGGAGAAGAAAAACGACAGGAUGCUGGAUUUGCUCCAAGAGUGCUUCGGUGAGGGACUGAUAACUACCAAUCAGAUGACUGAAGGUCUCAACAGGAUCGAGGACGGGCUAGAUGAUCUGGCUCUUGACAUUCCAAAUGCUCAGGAUAAGUUCGAGUUUUAUGUGAACCAUGCUCGUGAAAGAGGCUGGCUCUUACCGGCAUUUGGUUCAUUUGCCACAGAUGUGGUGGCAAGCAUUACCGUGAGUUCUUGACAAAGGUUUGUUGGAUCAAAGGAUAAUUUUGAACGAUCAAAUUGGCAUUUCAAUAUAAAAUAUUGCCUUGUGGCUCUGAACUAGUUAUGCAGUGAAUUUGAACUAGUUGAGUUGCAUUAAAGGUUGUUGCCUUGUGGCCAACUCGAACGGACGGAUUGUACUCAAAUGGAUGAGAUUUCCCUCGGAUAUUCAUCUGGUCAAGUUCAUAAAAUUUGACCUUUUUAAAUUGCUAGAUUGACGACUCAACGAUAUCUUACCUCCAAACAGUGGUAGGUAGUGGCGAGCCCUACACUGGAAGCAUUUUUCUUUUAUUGACAAUAGAUUAAAGUUUUAGCUUAUAUUACUGAUAAUUCUUUCUUCUUUCAAAUUUCCCUUCUGGUCGAAAUGGUUAGGACUUAUACUUAUGUUUUGCAAGUCUCGGUUUCGAAUCUCUUCACAAUCAAUUAAAUGUGCAAAUU
Olea europaea var. sylvestris is the source of this 2959-nucleotide messenger RNA. RefSeq lists its product as uncharacterized. The transcript has 4 exons. Lineage: Eukaryota; Viridiplantae; Streptophyta; Magnoliopsida; Lamiales; Oleaceae. The record is from RefSeq and is a predicted model, not a curated record. Gene Ontology annotation, biological process: negative regulation of DNA-templated transcription. Bases 321 to 2501 code for a protein of 726 amino acids.